Messenger RNA from Pestalotiopsis fici W106-1, 1638 nucleotides. RefSeq lists its product as uncharacterized. The record is from RefSeq and is a predicted model, not a curated record. The coding region runs from base 1 to 1638 and encodes 545 amino acids. The transcript has a single exon. Lineage: Eukaryota; Fungi; Ascomycota; Sordariomycetes; Amphisphaeriales; Sporocadaceae.
AUGUUAUGUCUCACACUUGUCCUAGGCCUGCUAUUUACCAAGCAAGCUCUUACCAAGCGGCAUCAUCAGCAUCAUGGUCACUAUACACUGAUGCCGCCACCCGUGUACAGCGGUGGGAUAACCGCCGUACCCACGAGCGCUCUCUCGACCUCUGCGACCUUGGACAACUUGCAAACCACAGUCCCGACCACAAGUACAACAAGCGCCCACCCGGUCCAGCCAACCUUUGUUCUCCGGGAUGCAGAAGAUCAAGAGGUGACAUUGUGGUAUGAAGAGUAUGCCGGCGACAAAAGAGGCUUCCCAUACUUUCGAUCGGCGUCUGAAGUAGGCAACACUUCCAUUUUCACCUUGGCCAGAAACGGGAAUCUUGUUCAUAUAAGUCCUGAGCUCCCCACGACAAAUUAUGUUGCAUCUGGAACCGAGUUCUAUCCAUUCUUGUUCCGUGAGCCUGGUUCUGUCUUCCGCCUUUGUGCAUGUUCAAUACCUAAUUGUACUUGUUCAAUCGAUGAAGACACGCUGCAAUUGGACUGCGAUUGUGGUGGACUCACAAGGUUUUGCAUAUAUCCGUCUAGAUUCAUAUUUCCAUGCAAUGGAUCGGAUGCAAUUUCAAGCGAGUUGUUCUUGUAUGCAACCCCGAUCGCGUCAAAUACGACGACCCCAGCCAGCUCUGCGCCAUCAAGCACAAAGAGCGGCAACGUUGCGCAACCAACCUUCAAGAUCCAAGAUGCAGGACAAACACGAAAACUUGCAGUUUCUUAUGACCGGAACAAUAUCAACGGAAAACUAGGGUUUCCCGUGGCCACCAGACUAGGCGAAAAUGACACAUGGACCUUGAACGACAAGGGCAACAUUGUUCAUGUUGGCCCUGGGUCACGGACAGAAGGCUUCAUUCUGUGGGGUUUGGAAGACCGUGAUUUUGAAUUGGCUCAUCCAGAGCACCCCGAAUUUGAAUAUGGAGAAGGGAGCAAAGAUUAUUCUCCAUACACUUAUACCAUCGACCCAAUCACAUCACGGCUCACUUGCAAUCAGAAUGCGUCCCUGGGAAUCUGCUUCAUUUACGUCGAGAGCUUUUGGUCGUGCGCUGAACCCUUUGCCGAUAUUCAGAAGAUAUUCUGGUUUGCAGUCCCAGUUGAUCCACCCACUCCGGCGGCGACGGUAACGAGUACGCAGUCUCCUCAACCAACGUUCCGCAUUCAAGAUGCACAACAGAAGAGCGAGCUGUACCUCGAUUAUUCAUUCGUUGAACCCACGUCAUCAAUCAUUUUUGUCAAAUUUGGGCCUGUCGGGGCCCAGCCAGGUGUUAUGCCCUUAUUCACCUUGAACGAAAGGGGUAAUCUUAUUUACGUGACCCCCGGUACACAUUUCACUGGCUUCCAUGCGUAUGGCGUCGAGUUCUUUCCAUUUCGGUUUGGAGAUCCCGAUCCCCGCUUCAGAGACGUUUUCGAAGAUGAUUGCGUUUGCUCCAUCGACUCAGUCACAUCACAAUUAAGCUGCAAUUGCGCCGGUGUCACGGUUAAUUGCCUCCAACCGUGCGACAAAUUAACUUGCCUCGAUGAAUGUGACCCAUGGCAUGUAUUUCCGGUGGAUCCAGAUAUUCUGACUAUAGGAAGUUCAUCGACAGGCAUAGUUGCUGCUUAG